AUGUCGUGGAAACAACAGGGAUGUGCCCCUUCCCCUGCAGAGGUCGCCCACGCUAGCCCAGACCUCCAGCAGCUCUUGCAGGACUGGGACAAGAUUUCCCUGGCACAGCAGAUCUUACGGAGGGAAGCCUGGACUGCAGGAGAUGUCGAGUCCUGUAGCCAAAUCCUGGUCCCGAAGAUGUCUGCCAAGACCUUGUGGCGAGAGUACUACGAGAAAGGAGGGCACCCAAGUGCCGAAAGAACCCUCGCUAUUCUCCAGAGACGCUACUUCUGGCCUGGAAUGAGACGCAACUCAGCUGCUUGGGCCGGUGACUGCCCUCGGUGUGUGCCGUACAAAGCGGGACCUGAAGUAAGGGCACCUUUGGUGCCGAUUGAGACCUCCUACCCCUUCCAUAUGGUUGGCAUUGACUUCCUGUCACUGGGCCGUCCGGGAGACACUUACCCUUAUGUCUUAGUAAUGACAGACCUGUUCUCCAAGUUUGCCAUCGCAGUCCCCACCAAGGACCAGACAGCCGUGACAACCGCAAAAGCAGUGUGGGAGAACCUGUUUCAGUUGUAUGGGAGCCCAGAACACAUUCUGUCUGACCGUGGUGGUGCCUUUGAGUCGGAACUCUUCCAGCAGCUCUGCUCGCUCUAUGGCUGCUGGAAGAAAAGAACCACUGCAUACCACCCGCAAGGGGCAGGCCCAAAUACUCAAGCCCUGGCAGCACGUGCCCAACCCAGUAACUUGCCACCACCAGUCCCACAGGCCAGCAGCACUACCCACGAUGUAGAGACAAGCCAACCAGCACCUGAUGGACCCCAUGAAGCCACUGACGUGAAAGAGGAACCAGCUGAAGCUCCAGGACCCCGUCGCUCCCAGCGCAGCACCCAGGGCCUACGGCUGCUGAGACAAAAAACAAUUUACCACUGCUCAGAGUGUGGGAAAAGUUGUAAACAUAGAAGUGCUCUCCAAAUACAUCAGCGCAUUCACACAGGAGAGAAGCCUUAUUACUGCACAGAGUGUGGAAUGAGAUUUAUGCAUGAAGUUAAUUGCCGAAGACAUCAGCGUAUUCAUUCAGGAGAAAAGCCACAUCACUGCUCACAGUGUGGAAAAAGCUUUAGGGAUACAGGGAACCUCAAAACACAUCAGUGCAUUCACACAGGAGAGAAGCCGUAUCACUGUUCAGACUGCGGAAAGAGUUUUACUGAUCGUGGAAAGCUUGUAAAACACCAGCGUAUCCACACAGGAGAAAAGCCCUAUUACUGCACAGACUGUGGAAUGAGUUUUACGCAAGAGGGUAAUCUCCAAAGACAUCAGCGUGUUCAUUCAAGAGAAAAGCCGUAUCUCUGCUCACAAUGUGGAAAAAGCUUUAGGGAAAGACGAACUCUCAAAAUACAUCAGCGCAUUCACACAGGAGAGAAGCCGUAUCACUGCUCACAGUGUGGAAAAAGCUUUAGGGAAAGACGAACUCUCAAAACACACCAGCGUAUUCAUACAGGAGAGAAGCCGUAUCACUGCUCAGAUUGCGGGAAGAGUUUUACUGACAGCGGAAAACUUGUGAAACACCAACACAUUCACACCAGAGAGAAGCCCUGUUACUGCUCAGAGUGUGGAAUGAGUUUUCAGCGAGACGAUCAUCUCCAAAGGCAUUGGCGUGUUCAUUCAGGAGAAAAGCCGUAUCUCUGCUCACAGUGUGGAAAAAGCUUAAGGGACAGAGGAGCUCUCAAAACACACCAGCGCAUUCACACAGGAGAGAAGCCGUAUCACUGCUCACAGUGUGGAAAAAGCUUUCGGGAUGCAGGAAGCCUCAAAACACACCAGCGCAUUCACACAGGAGAGAAGCCGUAUCACUGCUCAAAGUGCGGGAAGAGUUUUAUCCAUAGUGCAACCUGUAUGAAACAUCAGCGCAUUCACACAGGAGAGAAGCCAUGUUGUUGUUCGGACUGCGGGAAGAGUUUUACUGUUCGGGGAAAUCUUGUACAUCAGCGUAUCCACACAAGAAGAACCCGUAUGACUGCACCGAGUGUGGAACGACUUUUACACAAGAGGCUAAUCUCCAAAGGCAUCGGUGUGUUCGUUGCGGAGAAAAGCCAUGUUGCUGCUCACAUUGUGGACUGA
Messenger RNA from Neoarius graeffei (lesser salmon catfish), 2100 nucleotides. RefSeq names its product zinc finger protein ZFP2-like. The record is from RefSeq and is a predicted model, not a curated record. Bases 1 to 2100 code for a protein of 699 amino acids. Lineage: Eukaryota; Metazoa; Chordata; Actinopteri; Siluriformes; Ariidae. Gene Ontology annotation, molecular function: RNA polymerase II cis-regulatory region sequence-specific DNA binding; DNA-binding transcription factor activity, RNA polymerase II-specific. The transcript is spliced from 3 exons. Gene Ontology annotation, biological process: DNA integration; regulation of transcription by RNA polymerase II.